Messenger RNA from Ictalurus furcatus (blue catfish), 3769 nucleotides. It is a transcript of the gene plcd1a, whose product is annotated as phospholipase C, delta 1a. Gene Ontology annotation, molecular function: calcium ion binding; phosphatidylinositol-4,5-bisphosphate phospholipase C activity. NCBI's taxonomy places the organism in Eukaryota, Metazoa, Chordata, Actinopteri, Siluriformes, Ictaluridae. The transcript has 15 exons. Gene Ontology annotation, biological process: phosphatidylinositol-mediated signaling; lipid metabolic process. Bases 346 to 2598 code for a protein of 750 amino acids. The record is from RefSeq and is a predicted model, not a curated record.
AGUUCUGUCAGGUUCACACAGAUCAGACUUUUUGUGUGUGUGUGUGUGUGGUUGUUUUUUUUUUUUUUUUUAAAUAGAAAUAAUUAGUAAUAGUUGAUGGGACCAUUUCAGAACUGAAAUGACUCCAUAACAGCACAACUCAAUAUUCCACCCAGAAGAUAUUUUCUUUUCUUUUUUUUCCUUCGAGGACAAUAAUGGAAACGAAGACCUGAAAGACUGGUGUUGUGCUGGGUGUGGAUUAACAACAUACUGACUUGUAUUUCGACUUAGUUGCCCAGGUUUCAUGUUUAUUCUCCUGAGAUUCUUGUUGCAGCCUGCGUAAAAAAGGAAUCGCUGGAAAAAGUAAUGGCACUUAAUGGAGAUCUUGGCAAACACGGCCUGGAAGGUGAUGCAAUCCUGCAGUUCCUGACAAAUGGAGGAGACUUGACCAAGGUGAAAUCCAGCAAAUGGAAGAAGAAGCGCCACUACAGACUGAUGGAAGACGGCAGUACCAUAUGGAAAGAGACGCACAAGGGCUUCAAGAAAGACAAAACCUUCUCCAUCAAUGACAUUGAGUCAGUCCGUCAUGGCCGUCAGUCCGAAGGCCUGCAGAAGUACACGGACAGCACGGUGGAGGAUCACUGCUUUUCCAUCAUCUUCAAAGGCAAACGCAAGAAUCUCGACCUGAUAGCCAGCAGCAAAGAGGACGCCAAGAAGUGGGUGAUGGGGCUGGAGAAGGUCAUCACUAACAUGCGCAACCUCAAUUCACAGCAGAUAAGUGAACACUGGAUCAUCAGCUGCAUGCGGAAGGCAGACAAAAACGGCGACAACAUGAUGACCCUGAAGGAGGUGAAGAGCUUCCUGCGCCAGAUCAACAUCGAGGUGGAUGACAUGUACGCCGCCAUGUUGUUUGAGAAAUGUGACACAUCAAGGUCAGGAACUCUGGAGGGAGAAGAGAUUAAGAAAUUCUAUGACCUGCUAACGGCGCGUGAGGAAAUCAACGUCAUCUACGGGAGGUACGCUAAGACCGGUGGUCAGAUGAGUACAGACGACCUGGUAAAAUUCCUGCAGCAGGAGCAGAGGGAGACGGCGUCUCAGGAGGACGCACUGAAGCUUAUAGACAAAUAUGAGCCUGAUUUUACAGCCAAGCAGAAUAAGCACAUGACCAAAGACGGCUUCCUGGCUUACCUGACCCAUUUGGAAGGUUUCAUCUUCAACCCCGCCCACAUUAAUGUGUACCAGGACAUGAGGCAACCAAUCAAUCAUUACUUCAUCUCCUCCUCCCAUAACACCUAUCUGAUGCAAGACCAGCUCAAAGGACCGAGCAGUACCGAGGCCUACAUCAGAGCGCUGUUAAAGAGCUGCCGCUGCGUGGAGCUGGACUGCUGGGAUGGGCCUAACGGAGAGCCGGUCAUCUACCACGGCCACACGCUCACGUCCAAGGUGCUCUUCAAGGAUGUCAUCAAGGCUAUCAAUGAGUACGCCUUUAAAACAUCUGAGUAUCCAGUCAUCCUGUCUUUGGAGAACCACUGCUCAGUGGAACAACAGAAACUCAUGGCUCACCACAUGACCUCCAUCCUGGGCAGUGCUCUUCUCACACGCCCACUGGGGAAAGAGAUUCCCAGCUCCUUGCCGUCGCCGGAGGAAUUAAAGGGGCGGAUCCUGAUCAAAGGCAAACGCCUCAACAAGCUGGAAGCAGCGUUUAACAACAACGCGGAGGAUGCGGACAGCGUGUCUGAAGAAGACGAAGCCGCCGAAGCCAAACAAGGCGAACAGGAGACCAAACCUAAGAAAAAAAAGAUGAAGCUCGCUAAAGAACUGUCCGACCUGGUGAUCUACUGCAAGAGCGUCCAUUUCAACAGCUUCGAGCAUUCACGUGAGAAACAGGCCUGCUACGAGAUGUCCUCCUUCAAGGAAAGCAAAGCCAAGAAUCUGGCGGAACAUUCAGCAACUGAUUUCAUCCACCACAACAUGGACAAGCUGAGCAGAAUUUACCCUGCAGGCACCCGGACAGACUCGUCCAACUACAGUCCUGUGACCAUGUGGAACGCAGGCUGCCAAAUCGUGGCUCUGAACUUCCAAACAUACGGCAAGGAGAUGGAUGUGAACCAAGGACGAUUCCUGCCUAACGGGAAGUGCGGUUACAUCCUGAAGCCUGAGUUCAUGAGGAACCCGGACUCUCGGUUUGACCCCAAUGCGCCCACAGAAGGACGCUGGUUCAGGAAGACGAUCCUGCAUGUCAUGGUCAUCUCAGCACAGCAACUCCCCAAACUCAAUAAGGAUAAACCCAAGUCCAUAGUAGACCCGUUUGUCAAGGUGGAGAUCUACGGUGUGCCAGCAGACCAAGCCAGCGCACAGACGUCCUACAUCAACAACAAUGGCUUCAAUCCAGCGUGGAAUAAAACCUUUAAGUUCCCCAUUCAUGUGCCAGAUUUGGCCAUAGUGCGCUUCGUGGUGGAAGAUUAUGACGCCGCGUCACACAAUGACUUCAUUGGACAGUACACGUUACCUUUCACCAGCAUACAGAACGGAUACCGACACAUUCCCCUGCUCACAAAAGGUGGCGACGUCAUCCCUUCAGCAAAACUCUUCGUCCACAUCAUGGUCAUGGACCCCUAAAGCACUGCUGAGUGCUGAGAGCAACCAUGUUUUCCACGGUUCCAAAAGUAGACCCUCUUAUACAGAACAAGGAAGACGAAUGACGUAUGCGUGCAAUGAAAUUCAGAGACGCCGAGUUAAAGGAGACUCACGGAUCUGGGUGAGGUCAAGUGAGAGUUUAAGGAACUCAGAAUACUGUAUAUUUAUAUCAGAUGUGAAGGAAAUGGCCAAUGUGUAAACUUUUCCUUUAAAAGAAGAGUUUACCUUCUUGUGAAAUGGCAGUUUGUAAUACUGAUAUUUCCUACUAAAUACAAGUUUAAACAUUUAAAGAGAUUAAAAACCUCCAAGUAAGUGUGUGCAGGUGUGUGCAGGUGUGUGUGUGUGUGUGUGUGUGUGUGUGUGUGUGUGUGUGUAGUGUGCAAGUGCAAUUGAAAACCUUAAUUUUUGAGUUAUGAAUUAGGUUUUAAUGUAACUGUUCUAAAGUAAACACACAUCACAACACUGCUUAUAAAUAUUUGCCCCCUUUUCUUUUCAUAACAGGAUAAAUACAGCACACAGGAACAUGAACAAUUUACAUUACACUAAACUUUGGGGGUGGGGAUUAAAAUUAAACAUCAGGAAUUAUAAGAAGGAUUUUGACAUGGGAUCUAGUAUGCCGAAUCUUUUUUUAAUUAAUUUUUUUAAAAAUAAUCAUUCUUAGUAUAAGAAACAUUUGCUCUAAACUCUAAAUAAUGUCUGUUUACUAUGUUUGCUGUUGGGGUCUUUAGUUGACAUGUAAUUUAUCUCUAAAUCUUCAUGUUUUUUUUAUAUUCAUUUAUGAUUUAUUACAGUUAAAAGGGGCCAAAUCCUGUUCCAGAGCUAUGAUUAUCAUGAGUAAGCACUGUGUUUUCCUGCGCCGCCAGUCAGGUUAAGGUUAAUGUCUGAGAAUCUUAUGAUCAUAUCAGGGUGUUUUCAUGUCUCUGUUUACUGUGUAUUUUUGAACUCGAAUGACUAUAGCACUACCUGACUCUUCUAAACAUGUUAUUUUCCUGGUAGAUGAGGUGAGAAUCUGUUCAACUCAGUCUGUAAAUGUUAAACCUGUCAUUGUUCAUUAUCUUUGUAAUAGGAGGGAGUCAGCUUCAAUGACACUAAAGAAAUAUCCUUCAACAUUACUACUCUUUGACAAAGUAUCUAAAUAAAACAUUACAAAGGA